CCCUGAGCACUAGCGACAGCGAUCAUCGCUACACCGGGAGUAGUCAAACCGAAAGUCAAACCAAACGAGACUUACAGACCCUUAUUAUUUGGAGAGAGAAUCCAUAACUGAGCUGUGAAAACAACAUAAGAAAAGCACAUUAACAUAAUAGUGCAUGUGAUGAAUGAAUAAAUCAUACACCUUGAGUGAACAUGCCUAUCAAUACGCUAACAGUUGUUGCCGCUGCUGGUGUUGCCUUUACAGUGUGUAUGUUUUAUACAGUAACUCAAUCUUCAGGUCUAAUAAUGUUAGGUGGAUUAUUUUUUGUUGAUCCUGACCCAGAUGAAAAAGUCCUGAAACAAAUUGACAUUCAGGAUGUGAAAGAAAUGAUACAAAAAGAGAUUCAGGACAUAAAGAAAAAUCAGCGUGAUGAACAGAAGGGUGGACAGUCGAGUCAGAAUGAACAGUACAAAAAGGGGGAGGUGGAGGUAACUCCUGAAAUGUUGAGCAGCAGCAUCAGCACUGGAGAAGAGCAGACGAUGAAACGACAAAACGAUCGGAUACAAGAGAAGUUAGAUAUACUGAGUGAUCUAGAGGAAAGAUUAAUAGAGAGACUGGACGAACACAACAGGAAGGAGAAAACUCCAAAGUUAGGAUAAUAGCCAUCCCCUGAAAAUGACAUCGGAGAAAAACUGCACAAAAUUGAAAAGUUGUUACUGGAAAGAAAAUCGAAUAAUUUUAAUUAUAGUUAUUAUGUUGACAUAGCUAUGACGAACAUUUCCUCUUCCAUAUCAACAAUCGAGAAUCUCUCAGCUGAAGUGUAUGUUUUUAUCUAUACGAAAUCGGCACUACUAAUAAAUGUUGUGUCUUUCGGUAAGUAAAUUUUUCACAAAAAGUAAAUCCCCUACCUCCUUAUUUAAUCCCUUUAUUAGCCAUGUUAGCAAGCCCAGAACAAUAAACAUGUAAUUUGCAUUUUGUAUACAUUUGUAGAUUUAGUGCCCCCCCCCCCUCUUUUUAGGAUGAGUGAAAAAUAGCCCAUUCUCCACAUUUUAAAAAAGAUUUUUUUUCAAAACACGCAUUGAUAAAAUGAUAAAAAUCAUAUCGAUACUGACAAUUUUGAACAAUUUUUGAUAAAUAUUUAUAAUGUCAUAUGAAACAGUGCAUUGCAUGCUGGUCAUUUCUCGUGAUAUUUUUGUGGCCAUUUGGUUGACAGGAACCUGGGUCUAAGGUAUAUUGUGAAAAUUUGUAUUAUAUUGAUGCAACUAGCACUUUGUAUAUUUCAAACAAGUGCCAUAGUAUGUAGUUUUCUAGGUAUGAAUGCACUGGUUCUUUGAAGUUAUUAUGAUUCAGAAGAUAAAUUUUAUGUUUAAAUGUUCACUGUAUGUGUCAGCAGUUUAUUGUUUACAUAUCAAGUUAUACAGACAAGGUUAUUGAGAUGAUUUAAUUGUUACUUUAAAUAUAUCACAUGUAUGGAAAUCAGUUUGUGUAAUAAUUAUUCUAAGGUCAUACAAUAUGUAUAGAGUCUGUAUUUGAUAUUUUUAUUUUGAUAUAGUACAUCUUACGAUACAUCACUAUUCAGAUGGGAAGUGCCCAUAGCUGUAGUCACCCCGUUUGCCCCUUACUUAGGGUAUGUGUUUACAUAUUGCUUUUGUGUACUUUGAUGAAAGUGUUGUGUACAGUUUUAAUAUUUGUGUAAUGGUGAUAUACAUAAUAUUGUUAUAUGAAUAUUGUUUGAGGUGAUUGAUUGUAAGUCAAACAAUACAAAUUUAUAGAAUUAUUUUUGGAUUAAUCAGAAUGCUAUUGACUUGUAUGUGAAAGAUUUUUAAUGGCAUCUUGAUGUAUAUUUUUGGGAACACUGUACAAAUAUACUUCAUCACCAUGGAAUAAAGAACUAAAACAAUU
Molecule: messenger RNA, 1881 nt
Organism: Ostrea edulis (European flat oyster)
Lineage: Eukaryota; Metazoa; Mollusca; Bivalvia; Ostreida; Ostreidae
Exons: 4
Coding region: 192-638 (148 amino acids)
Source: RefSeq, a predicted model, not a curated record